This is a messenger RNA of Mixia osmundae IAM 14324, 3748 nucleotides long. RefSeq lists its product as uncharacterized. The coding region runs from base 41 to 3706 and encodes 1221 amino acids. Lineage: Eukaryota; Fungi; Basidiomycota; Mixiomycetes; Mixiales; Mixiaceae. Gene Ontology annotation, molecular function: hydrolase activity; four-way junction DNA binding; ATP binding. The record is from RefSeq and is a predicted model, not a curated record. Gene Ontology annotation, biological process: replication fork reversal; double-strand break repair via synthesis-dependent strand annealing; interstrand cross-link repair. The transcript has 4 exons.
GAUCUGGUUCGGCGUCACUCCACCACCUCGGCCCCGCCGCAUGGACGACGAUGAAGACGAUUAUGGCGAUUUUGACAUCCCGCUAGACGAUCUCGAUGCACUCGAGACCUUGUACACGACCGCAGAGGGUGCGAACGACCAGCAAGCGGGAUUGAGCAAGGGCGCGAAUGGACACAGGCAGGCGACACUUUGGGGCGCACGACCAGCUCAAGCGGGCUCAGGAGCACGAUCUACUACGUUCGGCAACCAUGUGGCACAUUUGCGAACGCUAGGACCAGCUCCCAGGACCAGCAAUGGUCUCGCAACGGAGACCGCGCCGGCACCCAAAGUCGUGAUUGCCAAAGUAUGGGACAAGACAGCGUUUGUCAAGUCUGGCUUCUCCAAGCGAUCUGUUGUCAAGGAGAAGCAGAGGAAGAGAGGUAAAGGACGCGCGUACGAUGGCCAGUCGACCGGUUCAGAGGCCGAAGAGGGUGAGCCCGAUCCUGCCGUGCUCGAGGCCUUGUUGGCAGGCGGCCCUCUGCCGCUCACGGAGAUGAAAGUCUUGCCCGAUCGUCAGGCUAUGAAGACUUGGAUCUACCCGAUCAACAAACCCCUCAGGUCAUAUCAAUACAAUGCGGCAGCCAAGGCGCUCUAUACCAAUGUACUCUGCUCACUACCGACGGGUUUGGGCAAGACCUUCAUCGCCGCCGUUGUCAUGCUCAACUUUUAUCGCUGGUUCCCAAAGGGCAAGAUCAUCUUCAUGGCGCCAACGCGGCCUCUCGUCACUCAGCAGAUCGAAGCUUGUCAUGGCAUCGUCGGCAUACCCGCAUCAGAUGCAAUCGACAUCACCGGCUCGAACACACCCGCACUUCGGGAGAAGGCCUGGCAAGAUCGUCGCGUCUUCUAUGCUACUCCACAAGUCGUCACCAACGAUCUCAUAGCAAGCAGACUGGACCCGACCGAUAUUGUCUGCAUCAUCAUCGACGAGGCUCACAGAGCAAGCGGCGACUAUGCCUACUGCGGUGUCGUCAGGUACCUCAUGAGCCGCAAUCCCCACUUUCGCGUUCUUGCUCUCACCGCUACCCCUGGGAGCAAGCCAGAAGCAGUACAGAACGUUGUUGACAAUCUGCAUAUCGGACACAUCGAGGUCAGAACGGACGACUCGAUCGAUAUACAGCAAUACGUUCACAAGAAGGACAUCGAUCUGCAGAGGGUCCCCUUGGAUUCAGAUCUCAAGGAGCUGCGCGACACACUUGGCGCACUGAUCGCUAAAUUCAGCAAGCCAGUGCAACACCUCUUUCAGAUCGGCGACCCUACAUUGGUCAAAGUGUAUCCCCUAGGCAUGAGGGCGCGAGAGUGCUAUGCCCAGAAGCAGCAUGGACUCGGCGAUGUGUUCAGCGCACUUGCACUACUCGCAAGAGCAAUGAGCUACCUCCUCGAAGAAUCCGUAUCAGCCUGCAUCGACGCGCUCAAGGAAAGCAAGAGCAAGGCCGUCAAGACUUCUCCGCAAUACUCCGAAGUGCUUCGGCUCGGCGCGGUCUACAUGCAGCGGCCGGACUACUGCGGUCAUCCAAAGAUGGCAAAGCUGCUCGAGAUGAUUCUCGAGCAUUUUGAAAAUGCAGCUGCGCAGGGCGAGCAGUCUACUCGCGUCAUGGUCUUUUGCAGUUUCCGAGCCGUCGUCGAAGAGAUCGUCCAGAGUUUGAACCGACACAAGCCAAAGAUAUCAGCCACUCGCUUCGUGGGUCAAAGCACAGACAAGAAAGGUGCGCGUGGCUUCACGCAGAAAGAACAACAGAAGGUCUUGAACGACUUCAAGGCGGGCACCUUCAAUACGCUCAUCGCGACUUCUGUUGGCGAAGAAGGACUCGACAUUGGUGAGGUCGAUUUGAUCGUAUGCUACGAGGCAAUCAGCUCGCCUAUCAGGACGCUGCAGCGCAUUGGACGAACGGGACGAGCACGAGACGGCGGUGUCAUCGUCCUCAUGGCCGAAGGACGCGAAGAAGUCAACUGGACGCGCGCCAACGAAAAUUACAAGACCGUUCAGAAUGCCAUUCUGGCAGGAAAGGUGUUUGAGCUCUAUGCAGACUGCCAGAGACUCGUCCCCGCCGACAUAAAUCCGACCUGCGAGAAGAAGUCCAUACAGGUCGGCUCCUUCUCUCGAGAGGCCGUGGUCGGGCCCGGCGCGCUGGCAAAACGACCCGUACUCAAAGAGCGCCCGCGUGACUCAAAAAAGGUUGUACCAGAAGAAGCCAAGCUGGGCUUCAUCACAGCGUCCGGCAAGGCUAUCUCUCGGCCCUCCCUGGCAUCGCACAUCAAGGAGAGUAUGGCCACUGCCAGUCAGCAGGCUUAUCUCAGUAAGAAAUGGCAAGGCAGAACGGCUACCGCGGUCAAGCCCUGGGACCUGGACACCUAUCAGGCUGGCAAGCCACGCAAGCCUUUUGCUGUUUCUCUUUCUCGCCGUACGCGCGACCUGGCAAAGGCCGUGCAGACGGGCUAUGAGCUUUCAAAAAGCGAUUCGUACCUCGCGUGGGAAGCACAGUCCUACGAGCAUUUCCGUCUCGAAGAUGUCAAUUGGUGGGAUAAGACCAGGCUAGGUCAGAGCACUCGCAGCUUCGUAUCCUGUCGUCGGCCAAAAUCAAUCCCGACGCUUGCGCUCGUGCCCGAAGGCCUUUGUCUGACACCGUGGACUGCCACACCUGCAGCUACUGAGCCGGAACCCAACGCGCCUCUCUCAGAGGCUGAUGCGCAGUCCACGGAAGCGGAUUAUGAACGGCCCCUAGAUCCUCUCGGCAUACUAAGCUCAGAUGCGGAAGAAGUCACAAAGCAGUUCACAUACUCUGAUGACGACGAUGAAGAGCUGCCAGAUGUGCCCAUGGCGACUGUAAGCACGAGGACUGCGAAUGCGGCACUGUCGCUCUCUUUUAACGACAAUAGCAUCAUGCCGGACGAUUCGCUGCUGCUCGAUGCAGAUGUCCUAGCAGCAUUAGAUCAGGUGGCUGCAGAACGACUGGGUUCUGAUAACAAUACGCAAGAGCUCGCGGAGGCAUCGUCACUGAUGCCCCCACCACCCGUGCCCGCCAGCGCCAACAUACAACAAACACCAGCACGACCUCUCGAGAAGUCCCAACGAGCCCGAUCAACCCCUGCACAGGACAGUCUGGAUGACUCGAUGCCUGUCGUGCGCCGGCGCCGUAUCGUGGCCCUUGCGUCGUCACCAAUUGCCGACAACAGCGCUGCUGCUGUGUCUAAGCCCCUCUCUGCAACGACCGCACCGGUAGCGCUGAAGCGCUUGCGGCGACACGACGAUACGUGCGACCUGGGUGAUCUGAAGCCACGCAAGAAAGCGAAGAAGGACAGUCGAGUCAAAUCGCAUGCCUGGGCCCACAGAACGGGACUGUUUGACCUUGAUGCUGAGCGGGACGACGACGAAGCGGAUUCUUUGGACGAUAUCUCGCCGGAGAACAGUUCCGAUCGUGAAUUCUACGCAGACGAGGAGGUCGCAGUCGGGCAAGCCGACAUCGACAUCUACCGUCAAUCAUUACUGUCUCAAGCACCAGCUGCGAAGCUCUUCAGGCAGCCAAUCAUUAAGCCAGGCGCAUUUCGCAUGCGUUAUGUCGCGCCGCGUGCGACUGACACACCCAAGUCAGCGCCUUCCGAGUUUAGCCUAGAUUCCUUCUGCGUCGACGAUGACGAGAGCAUUGUGUACGAAGAUAGCAGUCAGACUUGAAAUGUUGUUGGUAUUCAUAUUGCAAUAGACACAUCUAGAGGU